Camelina sativa (false flax) is the source of this 999-nucleotide messenger RNA. The record is from RefSeq and is a predicted model, not a curated record. NCBI's taxonomy places the organism in Eukaryota, Viridiplantae, Streptophyta, Magnoliopsida, Brassicales, Brassicaceae.
AUGGAACUGCUUCCACACGAUGCCGUAGAGAGAAUUCUAGAGAGAGUUCCGGUGAAGUCUCUGCUCAGAUUCAAAUCUGUUUCCAAACAGUGGAAAUUCACAAUAGAGUCUCAAUAUUUCCAGAAGAAACAGUUGACCUUUGGCUCGAAACCAGUAGGAGAUGAUGAUGAUAUAUAUGUUCUUUUUGUGUCCACUAAGCUGAAGACAGUGGUAUUCUGCCAUACUAGCUGCGACGGUCUUGUUUGCCUCGAUUCAUACCUCAAAAUCAAAUCAACAAAUCUUGUGUUCAAUCCCACGACUCGAUGGCAUCGAAGUUUCCCGCUCUCAAGGUUGCAACAACUCUUUCUCGAGAGGUUUAAGAGAAGAGAGAGUAAUCUAUCUUCAUACCCUCGGUUUGGAUUCGGCAAAGACAAAAUCAAUGGUACAUACAAACCGGUUAGGUUAUGUAACUCUUCUGAAUUAGGCCUAGAAAACGCUACUACAUGUGAGGUCUUUGAUUUUAGCACCAACGCUUGGAGGUACAUUACUCCUUCUUCUCCUUAUCGGGUUCUUGCUUCCACGGAUCCUCUGUAUUUUUAUGGAUCGCUUUAUUGGUUAACCGAAGAGAAAGAAACAAAAGUUUUAUCUUUGGAUCUUCAUACUGAAACUUUUCAAAUCAUCUCUAAACUUCCUUCUGUGGACGCAACUCUCGAAACAAUCAUCAUAUGCAACCUGAACAACCGCUUGUGCGUAUCGAUUUAUAAUCCGACCGAACAAGCGAUAUGGUCGUUCAAUUCAGAGACCAAGACUUGGGAACCCAUAUAUUCGAUAGUGAGUGGUCUUACUCCUUUAUUUCCACUAGCAAUCCUGGAGAAGAACAAGCUUCUUUAUUCUGCUGUAUAUGGUACACGACUGUUCAUGUAUGAUCCCACAACCAAAUCUCUGGAUUCCCUUCUCAAAGACGGCUCUUCACUUGGAUUUCUGGCUUGUUAUGUCAAGAGUUUAAUCUCUAUUUUGUAA